AUGACUCAAGAAGGCAAUCAGGCUUCAGGAUGGCCGCAAGAUAUGCAAGAGGACCAUAUCGUCGCUGGGGUCGGUGACGAUGACUUCACAAAAUUCCUCGACCUGGAUGACAGUGGCUUCUCCCAGUUCUCCAAUAUGACUCAGACUUCCUCUGGCCUCGACACUCCUAUGGGUCGCCUGGCCUUUGGUAGUGGUACUGCCUUGAAUUAUAGUGGCCAGGAUCAGAUGGACAUGUCAAUGGCGCCAUCCCACAAUGCAAUGAGCUAUAGUCAUCCAAUGCACUCAAGCGCAGCAUACUCGCAAUUUCAACCGUAUUCGCAGAUGCAAAUGCAGCCUCAUUAUCAUGUCCCGCUCACUCCCGUCAGUGCAGACAUGCAAGCGACCAAAUACGUCCAGCAAAUGGGACACAAUGGACAAAUCCUCUUUGACCAACAGCAGGUUUCGUUCACCCCCUUGGUCUCUCCAGCCCAAACUCCCAUGGAUGGAGGAUUCGUCAUGUCCGACUAUGGGCUAGCAGAUGAUUUCUUCAGCCCACUAACAUCCCCUGCCAUCGAGGCACAGGCAGCAUACACCGACACCACGGCAUCUCCUGUAGAUCUCAAUACUGAUCUCGGAACUACGAAGCCGACCCCCUCGGGCCAAAAAAGAUCUCGACGGAAGGUGAGCAAUGCGACUCGGACUCCUGCGCGGAGUGUGAAACCAUCCCCAGCAAUGAAGCCUCAGUUGCGACAACGCCCGCCAUCAAUGAACUCGAUUUCAUUCGAAAAGCUCACGCAAGCAUCUCACGGCUCCAGUUUACAGCCACCAGGCCCGGGGAGCGCUACUUUCCAAACAAGCGAUGACUCGGUUUCGCCGGAGCCAUUGUCAGAGGCUGCAAUGCGACCUCCACCAGUCCCACAACCGGGAAGAUCGCCACGACCGGCGGCCCUAAGCAAAAAGAGUUCAGAUGGCAACGCGGUCACCCCAGCAACUCUGAUGAGAAUGCCCAGCGAUCAGGCGCUGUCGUCCAAGGCAUUGGACCAGCCAAGGGUUCCCAAGGAUGGAGAGGAGCUGAUGGAGGAUAUGAUGUUGCCUGCGGCAGUCUCCGUUGCCCCUCCUGUGCUGGCGACGAUCGAUACUAGCAGAGCUGGAGAAGACAGCGAGACGACACCAACGAUAUCUGCCAAGUCUGCAAAGCUCAGUGCCUCGAGUACACCGAGGAGCACGUUGAUCCGAUCGGAGUCAGUAGAGAAGUUUGCUAAACCAGGAAAAGUCGAGGGCCGUGGUGGACGGGCAAGUAAGAAAAGGCAAAGCACUUCGUCUGCCACCAUUUCCCCUGCCCUGCGGCCUAAGAUCUCGCCGAGCAUCAGCCCUCUGGUGCCUGCGUCUGCCCCUGGCAUGCCGCACAUCUCGCCUGACGCUAGUGCUCUCUACUUGGCGUCCAAGUCCAAUUACCAAAACAUUCUAGAGGGCACACAUCUCCCCGGAGUAUCAUACCCCGAGACACUAGCCGAAAAUCUCACAUCGAAACGCACAUCUCACAAGAUUGCCGAGCAAGGGCGACGCAAUCGAAUCAACCUGGCAUUGAAGGAGAUUGAGGCACUUUUGCCAGCGUCGAUAUUGGGACUUAAUGGGAAAAAGGAUCGAGCAAGCUCGCAUGAGAAUGAAGAGACAGAGGCCAAAGCAGCGGCAGCGGCCUCAGCUCAGGGGACCAGCAAGGCAAGUACAGUGGAAAUGGCGAUUGUUUACAUUAAGAAUUUGCAGAGCGAAUUAGCAGAGACCAAGGACAAACUAGAGGCAGCAGAGAAACGACUCGCAGACGGCGCCAGCAGUGCAGAGAGCCAGGCUUCGGAGGGAUAA
Messenger RNA from Exophiala aquamarina CBS 119918, 1839 nucleotides. RefSeq lists its product as uncharacterized. Gene Ontology annotation, molecular function: protein dimerization activity. The transcript is spliced from 3 exons. The record is from RefSeq and is a predicted model, not a curated record. NCBI's taxonomy places the organism in Eukaryota, Fungi, Ascomycota, Eurotiomycetes, Chaetothyriales, Herpotrichiellaceae. The coding region runs from base 1 to 1839 and encodes 612 amino acids.